UCCGGCUCCCGCUGCCGCCGGUGCCGCUCCCGCCGCCCGCGGGAUGUACGCCGGGAGGAAGAGGAAGAAGCCGGUGCCCAAGAGCCCCAAACCACCACCUGCUGAGGGUGUGAAGUCCAACCCCUCCAAGCGGCACCGCGACCGGCUCAACCAGGAGCUGAACAAGCUGACGGGGCUGCUGCCCUUCCCUGAGGAUGUGCGCUCCAGGCUGGAUAAGCUCUCCAUCCUGCGGCUGGCCGUUGGAUACCUGAAGGUCAAGAGCUACCUGACGGCCACAGCUCUGAAGGCUGGCAGCUGCCUGCUGGAUCAGCCCAGAGCCCCAGGGGGGAGCAGACAGACGGACCUGCAGGUCAACGGGGAGCUGUUUCCUGAGGGGGAACUGCUGCUCCAGGCACUCAAUGGGUUUGUCAUCGCUGUGACAGGAGAUGGCUACAUCUUCUACAUCUCCCCUACAGUGCAGGACUACCUGGGCUUCCAUCAGUCGGAUCUCAUCUACCAGAGCGUGUACGAGCUGAUCCAUGCGGACGACAGAGCCGCCUUCCGCCGCCAGCUGCACAGGCCCCCGGCGCUCGCAGCCGACGCCGUUCCCCCUGAGCAGCCACCGCUGGCUGGAUGCAGCACCACGUCCAGCCCCCAGCGCGUCCAUCCCGAGGAGCAAUCAGAGAGGAGCUUCACCUGCCGCUUCCGCUGCUUGCUGGAUAACUCCUCAGGAUUUCUGGCCUUGAAUUUCCGUGGGCGCCUGAAGUUCCUUCUCGGGCAGCAAAAGUCGGCAUCAGACAAGUCCCCCGUUGCUCUCUUUGCCAUUGCAACGCUCCUCCAGCCGCUCUCCGUCCUGGAACCUCAGACAAAGACGCUGAUCUUCCAGACAAAGCACAAGCUGGACUUCACUCCUAUGGCCUGUGAUUCCCGGGGGAAGGUUGUCCUGGGAUACACAGACAGGGAGCUGUGCCGGAGGGGCUCCGGGUACCAGUUUGUGCACGCGGCUGACAUGAUGCUCUGCGCAGAGAACCACGUCAGGAUGAUGAAGACGGGGGAGAGCGGGCUGACGGUGUUCCGGCUGCUGACCAAGCAGGGCGGCUGGCUGUGGGUGCAGUCCAACGCACGGCUCGUCUACAAGGGGGGCAGGCCCGACUUCAUCAUCUCCCGCCAGCGAGCCCUCUCGAAUGAAGAAGGGGAGGAACAUCUGCGGAAGAGAAACCUGCAGCUGCCUUUUAGCUUUGUCACGGGGGAAGCAGUCUUGUAUAAGAAUGACCUUCCCGGGUUCCUGGACCCCUUCCAAGCCAAGGAGGAGUUGCAGACACAAGCAAAUUCCCACUCAAAGCAGCACUUGGUAGACCCCAACUCUCUCCUUGGGGCCAUGAUGAAGCAGGAUGCAUCCAUAUACAACUCCCACGCUGAUAACAUGCCUCAGUUCUCCUUGGCAGAUUUCAUCUCUGAGCCCGAGGGACUGGGCAGGAAUGAGGACAUCAGUGAUGCCAAGGAGGACAGUGACUCCCUCCUGGUGGUGAUAGAAACCCUCUUUGAGAAGAGCGAGGUGGAGGGAAAUGUCUGCCAGAGCCUCAGCAUGGACCACGCAGAGCUGCAGCAGUGGGAGGAGGCUCUGCUCAGCUUGGGGGCAGAGGAGGAGUCGCCAGCUCAGGGGGUUGGCCAGAGGCCAGGCACCGAGGUGACAUCCUGUGUGGAGCAGAUGCUCCUCAGGGAGGAUGCUGGGAAGAGCACGGACUUCCCACACUGCAACGAGGAAAACAGCAUUGUGGCUCAUUUCCAGCGCUGCUGGGCAGCUAAUUCAGUGCCUCAGUCCCCGGCACAGCCCCGGGCCCUGGGUGCACAAGGAGGCCAAGGUGCUGUGGUGUCUGCAGGCUCCAUUAGCUCUGAGGUGAGCUCAGCUCAGCCAGAGCAGCAGGUCCCGUUUGACCCAGCCAGGCUGGUGGGAGGGACUGUGCUGGGUGUCCCAGUCCCCAGCACCAAAUCCCCUGUAGCACUUCAGCGGGCAAGCCAAGUGCUUCAAGCAGAAGUUGCCCCCUCUGCUCCUGUGGAUAACGCUGUUCCUGCUGCUCAGAGCCAGCUGGGGUGCCAGCUGCUGGGCUCAAGCUGCCCACCUCCCGUGCACUCAAACACAUUAGUGACUCGGUGGCACCAUGUCCCGCUCCAGGCAAACCCGGCUUUGGGUCAGAGCGCUCCUCCUGGAGGCUGCCCAUCAGCGGCUUGGAUGGCCAGUGCUCCGAAACAGCUGGAAGCAGCAGGAGCACACAUGGAGUCCCAGACUCUGCUGGCUGGACGCCCUGAGAACCCCCCGGGGGCCGGGCUGUGGCUGCCACCCCCCUCCCAGCCUGCUCCUUGCCCUGCCCAGGGCUUGCACGAGUCCUUGUUCUCAGGGGAUGGGAACCUCCGUGAGGAGGAGGCUGCUCUCCCUGCACGAGUGCCAGCACCCUUAGGAGCCAGGCAGCUGCCAGGGGAUGGUGGCUUCCCCAAACAGCCCCUGGCACCCCAGCUAGAGCCCAGCGUUUCCUGGGAAGGGGAACAGGCAGUGCUCCGAGAGGCCGAGUGGAUCUCGCAGCACCAGCUGUGGCUCCCCCAGGCUGGGGCAGGUCCAGUGCAACACAGCGGGCUCCUGCUGGCAUCCAGCACGGCUCCCAGCACCCACCGGAUGGACCCUGUCGUGCCGCCGGAGUGCCAGUAUGGAAAUAGCCUUCUUAGGCAGGAGACCAAUUUCCUCAGGGACGCCUCCAAAGUAUCCCUUCCCCAGCAGCUGGGUGCCUUGCCUUGCCCCAGCGAGAACCACCCCGGAGCAUCCCGUCCCUCGGCGGGCGCGGUUCCGAGGUGCUCAGCAGCUGUCCCUGGGAAGGGGGGUGCAGGAGCACCCCCGUGCUCGGAGCGGGGCCCUGGCUGCCCGGCGGGGCAGCGGCUCUGUGCCUGUGACAUCCAGCCCAAGGUGAGGUGUGAGGGCUGCAGGACAUGAGGGGUGCCCCGGCUCGUGGGGAGGCAGCGAGGGGAGCUGCCAGGGGCUGCGGGCACACCGGCCUUUGUGGGCAGCCUGCUUUGAAACAUCACUGUGAACUGGGAGCCGCGUUUUGGAAAGCCACCAGCAGCUGUGGGCCCUUCUCAUACCUGCAAGUGGUGCCCUGUGCUUCCUGGUCACUCAGCAUUUUGUCUUCCAGCGCUGUCAGGCAGUCGAAGAUGCAGUGGUUUGGACUUUUUUUUCCCAUGAGAAGUCUUUCAGGGAGAUGCAGCCAUGCCAGUGUGGAGGUCUGUGGGCUCGGGGGGUCCGAGGAAGGACACUGUGCUUGCCUGGCCCAUGUGCUUGGGGCAGCCUCUUGCAGGUGGACCUGCUCCCUCGCAUGUAGCACUGCAGGUAGCACUGAAUGGCUGUUUCUUGGCUCAGUGUGGUCUCCUCAUCACCUGUGUGUGUGGGCCACCCUUGUCACGUUGCUGUUCAGUCCCCUGCAUCAUCUCCACCUGCCUGAGUCCCUCUGCUCCCUCCCUCCUGUGCUCUUCAUCUCCUCCAGAGCCCCUGGUGACCCAGUUCAUUUAGAAAUGGGAUGUUACCAAGCACUUUGAGAAGCUCAGCAGCACUGAAGGGUCUCACUGGGAGGUGGAGGUGGUGAGAGCAGAGGCAUCCUGGCGGUUUGGGCUCUCCAGGAGCCUUCCUGGGGGAUUUGGGAGAGGUGGGUACCAGGCUGUUGUGACCUUUCUGGGCCAAUGCAGAAGCUGCUCUUGGUUUUGUCAGUGGCUUGUCCUCUCCUUCCUCUCCUGCGCCUUGCAGUUCCAUCAGAUGGAGGAACAAUGGGGUUCCUCCUGUGGCUUUGCCAAAGCAGUGAGAAAGAAGGGCAGGGUGGGAUGCAGUGACCACUGGCUGCUCUACAGACCCACUUUGUGCCCCUCAAAGCGCUGUCCUGGAGCCAACAACAGUCACUUUGUUGAAUUCCCUUUAUUUUCUAUAUUUUUAACCUAAGAUGUGAAUUCAUUUUUUUCUUCCCCCACCAUGGGGCACAUUCUCCCAGAUCCAUCAGGGAAACCCACAGAAGCAGCAGUGAUGGGGGAGGGUGUGUUCGAUUUGAGACCACACUGGAGUGCAACUGUUGUAUCAGAGAGAGGAGAGUGAUUGGGGAUCUUCACAUCUUCCCCCCAUGCACCCAUCACCCUCAGCAUCACAUCUGCCUCUCACACCACUAUUAAGCAUUUACCAAGCAAAUUAAAUCAGGUAAUUAGUGCAGGGCCAGCAGCCAGGCAGUGUGUCCUGGUGUGGAGUGGCAUUGUCUCCCUGGAUCUCUUCCUUUGUGUCCUGCUUUGCCUCGCUGUACCAGGGCUGAUGGGGCUUGGGAAAGGUUAAGCUCCUGUCUGCAGGCUGGGGGCAGAGAGAUGCUGAAAUGUGCCAGACCCCUCCAAAGUGGCCUGGAGGAGCACUUCGGACAGGACAAGGAGGCGGCUCACCAUGAUCCGGACCCAAAAAGCAGCAGGAUGGACUCUGCUCACCAGCCUCUGCUGUCCUGGCACCGGUGAGACGACGUGAAACACGGGGUGCCAAGGGCACAGGCUCCAAGGGUCACCUCGGGGUGGGGGCACCCACGAGGCUCUGCUGCCUGGGGCCCUGACAGACCCCCUGGUGCUCUGUGACUGGUGUCUGAUCUCUUCAUACCUUGUGGCUGUGCACAUAAAGUCUGUUUUGGUGGCAGUGUCUCAUUUUACGCUCGGUGAUUUCUUUGUGCUGCUCUUGGCAGCCGGAUGAUGCCGAGGAGAAAGAGACGUUCUAAGACUCACCCCCCCCCCUCCCCGUGUUUGUUUGUGUAUUAAAAGGUUGUGUAUUUGCUUUGUA
This is a messenger RNA of Chiroxiphia lanceolata (lance-tailed manakin), 4813 nucleotides long. RefSeq names its product aryl hydrocarbon receptor-like. Lineage: Eukaryota; Metazoa; Chordata; Aves; Passeriformes; Pipridae. The record is from RefSeq and is a predicted model, not a curated record. Gene Ontology annotation, cellular component: nucleus; aryl hydrocarbon receptor complex. The coding region runs from base 44 to 2959 and encodes 971 amino acids. The transcript has 10 exons. Gene Ontology annotation, biological process: regulation of transcription by RNA polymerase II. Gene Ontology annotation, molecular function: nuclear receptor activity; protein dimerization activity; transcription cis-regulatory region binding.